Cuscuta campestris is the source of this 750-nucleotide messenger RNA. The record is from the annotation of a GenBank genome assembly. Lineage: Eukaryota; Viridiplantae; Streptophyta; Magnoliopsida; Solanales; Convolvulaceae.
AUGAUUUAAAAAUAAUUAAAGAGAGAAAUAAGUGCAAUAUUUUGAGAUUAUAAAUACUUUUUUCGUCAGAGGGGUAAAAUGUCCGGCACAUCGAAGGCGCCAACGCCGUCAUACAAGAAAUAUGACGUCAGAAAUCGAGAUCCGGACGCCAGAUCGGCUGUCUUGUUAGUGAUUGACAUGCAGAACUACUUCUACUCAAUGGCGAAGCCCAUUCUCCCGGAGAUCAGGACAACCGUCGAUCUCUGCCGCGGUGCGUCGGUUCCGGUAAUCUUCACUCGACACUGUCACAAGUCCCCGGAGGACUACGGGAUGCUCUACGAGUGGUGGGACGGCGACCUUAUCAUGGACGGCACUGUUGAGGCGGACCUCAUUCCCGAUUUGGGCCGGGUAGAUACUGAUUUGGUGGUUGAAAAGCACACAUACAGCGCCUUCACAGAUAUUGAUGAAGCUCAGACUUAACACGCCUUGAGAGCGUCACCUUUAAGCCAUAUUUCAUGUACAGUGUCAGCGACAUCCUUGGUACUACUGGAUGAUUCUCUAUCACCUUCACUUGAUAACGGUACAAUAUGGAUGCAGCUGCAAAUUUCAUUUGGUAGUAAGCAAAAUCCUUUCCCAAGCACAACCUUGGGCCGCCAUUGAAUGCUGCAAACUUGUAGGCAGACUCACUCGUGAAUCUCCCAUCUCGAAGCCAUCUCUCAGAAGGGUACAGUCUCAGAGCCUCUGAAAGAGCAGCCUGAAGAUAGUCCAUUU